AAAACAAAAAACUAACACAUGAUUACACAACAUUUUAUAUACAUAAGCACUUUUUUCCUUUACAAUAAUGUGUAACACUCUAUUUCGAUAGUCCACUUUAGACAUUCUACUAACUAUAAGUAACUUUUCAACUACAUGUCUACUAACUGUCAUUAGAGAAUUAGUAGACUGUUUGCUUAAUCGCUGCUAAAACCUUAUUGUGUUGGUCUCCCAACAGACAUUCUACUGUCUAUAAGUAACCUGGCAACUACAAUUCAACUUAUUCUCCUAACCUGAACACCUAACCUGACAGAGUUAGUUGACCUGAAGUUGAAAAGUUACUUAUAGUUAGUAGGAUGUCUAAAGUGAACUAUCGAAAUAAAGUCUAACCAAAUAGGGUAUAUUUGAUGUGGUUAUCUAAUCUCUUAAUGCAGAUUUAAAAUUUUUGGACCAUUUUCACAGACCUUGGUGAUGCCUUUCCCCCCAAAAAAGUAUUACUUUACUAUUAUAUACUUUACAUUGUAUUACUUGGGCAUUCUAUUAAAGAAACAGGUAUCACUUAUUGUGGUAAGGUUUGUAAUACUGCUGCUGAAGGAGUGAUGUUGAAUUAAAAAAUGUUCACCGCUGUUCUGUGGUUAUGGUUAAAUCAGGUUACAUGAGUCAGGCAAAGUGAUAUCAGAUAACACUGGCAGUACAAGACAGGAAGAAAUGUCAGCAACCAUGUCAGAGGAUUAUGCUGAAAGGGAGGAAAGGGCCUCAACAUCACUCACUACUUUUUUCUCAGCCACUACCAGCCCAUCAGCAGAGCCUGCCACUGAAGAGUGGAAAAUUGAGCCUGAUCUUGAAACAGCUGCCCGGCUGUUUCGAAGACAUAUCUUAAAGAAUGCUGAGGACAAACCAGACCUAGUUGUUACACUAGAUCUACACAGCUGUGAAAAGGAUCGAGAACGGGAAAUGUUAACUUUUUAUAAACGUCCAAAUAUUGAUUGGACAAGUCCGUUUACUGUAAAACUGAAAGGUGAUGCUGCAUUAGGGGAUGGAGUAACACGGCAUUUUUUCACAUUGGUAAUGGAUAAGCUCCACAAUGGAUUUGAACUGGACAUUGAUAACUGUGGAAAAACACUUUUAUUCAACGGAGAAGAUGAUCACAAGGUCCCUUCGACAUCUAGACCACUUUUGGAUGGUGACCUGUUCAGAGUUGUGGGAAGAAUGAUUGGACAUUCAUUUAUUAAUGGAGGUCCACUCUACUCAGGACUUAGUGCAGCUUUCUUCCCCCUUUUAAGUGGCAGUAAGGAUGAUACUCCAAUUUUGGAGUUGAAGGACUGUCCUGAUACAGAUGUGAUUGAAGUUGUGUCCCUUCUGGAAAGCCAGAAUGAACUAAAUCCGAACGAAAUGGACAGUAUCAACAAUCUGGCCAUCAGUUGGGACCUGCCAGCAGUCAGCAACAUCAACAGAAGAUGGUUGGCAGAAACCAUUCUCUACCAUGGGGUUAUUGGUCGACGUGAAAAACAGAUCGCACAGCUGCGGAGAGGACUCAAAGACACUGGUGUUUUGAGAAUGAUAAAAGAACAAACCAGUUUAGCUGGAGUACUGUUUCCCAGAUCUUCUGCACUAGUACUGGAACCAGAGAUGAUACUUAAGAGGGUCAUCUGGCCAGAACCUGACAGUGAUGAAGAUGAAGCCCAAUUCAACCUGGAGCAAUCUUGUGACGUUACAGCCUUCUUGCGUGAAUAUAUUCAAACAGGAUCACCUGCUGAACUGUGCGAGUUGAUGAAGUUUUGGACUGGCUGGACGGUUCUGCCUCAACAUCUGUAUGUUGAAGUGUCACCUGACCUUACACUGCCAGUGGCUUCAACCUGCCUCACAACACUAAAACUUCCUUUAAGAUGCAGAACCUUUCUUGCAUUUACACAAGCCAUGAGAGCAGCAGUUUCAUCCACAAGGUUUGGCUUUGGCCUUGUCUGAGUUGUUACAUUUAAAGUUGGUCAUGAACCGAUAAAUGCAUGUUUGGGAAAAAAAUGAAUGACGUGUUUGUCGUCUUCAGCAUUUUUAUUGUUGUUUUAUGAAUGCAUGUUCUUGAAAGGAACUUUCCCAGUUUUGCAUUGUUCAAAAUUCUUGUGAGUUAAAUGAAGUUUACAUAAGAACAAGUUAUCAGAAAGCCUUGCUGUAAUUCAGGCAUUUCAUACACAAUGUUACAAUAAACUCACCAAAAGAAAGUCA
Molecule: messenger RNA, 2199 nt
Organism: Cyprinus carpio (common carp)
Lineage: Eukaryota; Metazoa; Chordata; Actinopteri; Cypriniformes; Cyprinidae
Exons: 8
Coding region: 688-1944 (418 amino acids)
Molecular function (GO): ubiquitin-protein transferase activity
Source: RefSeq, a predicted model, not a curated record